Molecule: messenger RNA, 2966 nt
Organism: Oryzias melastigma (Indian medaka)
Lineage: Eukaryota; Metazoa; Chordata; Actinopteri; Beloniformes; Adrianichthyidae
Product: uromodulin
Exons: 5
Coding region: 774-1790 (338 amino acids)
Source: RefSeq, a predicted model, not a curated record
AACUCCAGCAGUUUCUCAUCUUCAAGGCUCUCCAGUAACGACAGGUAACAUCUGAUCACAAAAUCUAAAUGUUUGCUGCUGUUGAAUGAAAGGGAAAGAUUAGAAGAAGUCUGAGCAGAACAACAGUCCUAACUGUGUUGUUUGUCACCUACAGCUGUCAAGAUAAGCAUGAAGACCCUACUGGCAAUCCUCCAAACGGCACUACUGCGAUUGAACAGUGAGCAGAUUCCUGCAUUCAUGUUAAAGUCCCUCUUUAGGAGGAUUUUUUGAUCUGUUGGAAAAGCAUUCCUAGUGAUCUUUUAAUUAGGAUUUUACCAUUUUCAGACAAAAAAAAAAGAAAAACGUUUUUUUUCCCCAGCACAUUUUUAUUUCAGUUGUCCAUAAACAAAAUUUCUUUAGAGUGGGUCAUCAAGUGAAUCAGUGAUAAAGUAUAAAUGAUCUAUUAAUGUCUUCUCUGUUCUUCACUUUCCUGCAUUUAACAGGUGUAACGUCUUGAAAUCUGCACCGUUCUCCUCCUGUAACGCCGAUGUUGACCCUCAACCAUACAUAAUGGCUUGCAAUGAAACUCUGAGCAAAUAUCCUGAUGUGGAUGGUCUCAGGUGUCAGUUCCUGGAGGCCUACGCUAAAGCCUGCAGCUGGAAAAGCCAAGCUAACCUGCAGAACUGGGAGACAGAAGCACAGUGCUGUAAGAGCCGAUUACCUUUACUUCAAAUGAACUUUCUAAGUUUUGAGAGUUAACUUUCCUGCAUCUCUCUUUAGCCAAUUCUACGGUCAUGUGUGAGAGCAAAACCUGCAGCGAUCAUGAGUUCUGUGGUGAAAUCAACGGCAUCACUGGAUGUCUCUGUAGAGCAAAUUUUGCUUCUCAAUACAAAAACUCAAUCACUUUUGGUAAGUCACCUUUGAAAUCUACAGAAGAAGAUUCAAAGAGUAGAAAAUGUUGCUUAAACAUGUGUCAUUGUUAUUCAGGUGGCCCAACUGUCUGUGAGCACAACUCGGCUUCUGUUACUCUGGUGGGCUGUCUUCUGGAGGAAAGAGGGAUCGACUACUCUCUCCUAGGUCUUCUGGAUAAAACUUGCGAGGGUCAGAUGGAUGAAAAGACUCACAUGGUGACCUUUAACUUCACCAGCGACAGUUGUGGGACAAUAGUUACUACCAACAACAGCCAGGUCAUCUUUACAAAUGCUGUUACCCUGAAAAACGAGAUCACUCGAAAGGACCAUGCUUACAUUGAGUUCUCUUGCAUCUACAAAAAGCCAGAAGUGAACCACGUGGCCUUCAGGAUCCAAGACAGCCCAGUGGUUCAGAGAGUAACAUCUGGAACCUGGAAUCACACUGUGACAAUGAAGGCGUUUGCUGAUGCCUCUCGCACUCAAAUGUUGGACCCAAGCCAUAAAGUGAGACUCAACCAAAAGGUCUGGGUGGAGCUGAAGAGCAGUGGUCUGGAUGAAAACUUGAUCUCCAUGGUGACCGACUCUUGCUGGGCAACAAAUCAGCAGUCAUCUGAAAGCACUCAGAAAUACUUUCUGAUUCAGAAUGGGUGUGCAAAUUUGGCUGACCAGACCGUCCAAGUGGAAAGAAAUGGAGAUGGGAUUCUGAACUACUUCUCCUUCAACAUGUUCAAGUUUAAUGAUGAGUCUGGAGAUGUGUAUCUUCACUGUAAACUGCAGCUGUGUCUCAAGCAGGAGGGCAACUGCAUCCCGGAAUGUUCUUCUCAAGGCAAAAGAAGACGCAGAUCAGCCAAAUACAAUAAGAAAGAUACCGCGUUCCUGAGCAUGGGUUGGAGUACUUAAACACCUUUUCCAGAUUUGUGUGAACGUUUUAAUGUCAAGUGGUGAUGACUUUCCUUUCAUUUUAAACAUGAAUACCUGGAACAAUCAGUUAAAAAGAAAAGAAAAAAAGGAAGUCGGAAAAAUGUCUUAUUUUGAACAGGGAUGCAGGAAUUUCAUAGAGAGUACAAUUUAACCUUUUCCUUUUACCUUUAUAAUUUUGUUGCUGCGGUGAUGUGGAUUUAGGGACUAGCCAAAAUCUGGAUUCUGAGCCCUGGAUUGGGCUCGGUCCUUUCCUGAUUCAGAAUCCAGAAGAUCUUUUACCAUCCUACUGGUUUUUUGUUGACCUCUGAUGAAUUGUUCUAAUGGAAAAACAAUAUACUCUCUUAGAUUUUUUACUAUUGGUGCAAAAAGGUUUAUGGGUGACAUUUGACUAUUACUAAACAUUUAUAUUCUUCUUAAGUUCUGUAAAAUAAUUAAAAUGUUAAUCACUGUUUUUCUCUUUCUUGUGUUUUGUCCGUUUUUAACUUUCUAUUUAUAUCGGAUAAUCUAAUAUAUGUAUAUUGUUCAUCAUAUCGGAUUAAACCAUUGCUUUAGUUAAGGAGUGUCAAAUUUGAGGCCAUCACCUAAAUAUUAAAGUUUAAUGUUUAAUUAAACUCGUGGGUCGAGUUUUGUAUCCCUUUUGGGGAUAUUGACCAUUGAAUCAGGGAAACAUUUAUGGCAGGAAACCUGAAACUCCACUCCUCAGGUAACAAGAACGAGAUCCUAACUUUCCUGACUAUUCACAGGUAAUUCUCUCAAUACAUGCAGCCAGUGCUGAACUUUAUUCUUCAUUUAUCAUAUAUCCAGACAUGCUCAAAAUGCUGACUUCAUAUGCAUCUCUGAUUGAUGACUAGCGCCGCUUAGAGGUGAAAAUAAAAACUAAAUUUUUCUGUGAAAUCAAAUUAACUUAAGUACAUUUUAUACAUUAGUUCAGCACUUGUUACGAUCUCCAAUAAACUGCAAAUUUCUUUUACUAAGUGCAGUUUGAAUUCAACUAUGAAAAUAUAAGAGUGGGUGGCUGGUUAUUCUAAAAUAACUUCCGACCAAAGUUAAAAUGUGCAUAAAAAUAAGACAAAAUAAUAAUAAUAAUAAAAGCUGUUAAUUAAUUAGAUUUGUCCCUCACUGAUUUGACAAUUUAAAGAGAAAACUUAAAAAAAA